AUGCCCUCCACAUACAAGAAGGAAAAGCCAUGGGAUACAGACGACAUUGACAAGUGGAAGAUUGACACCUUUACCCCCGCCGACAACGCUGGAGGCACCUUUGCCGAAGAAUCGUCCUUUGCGAUCGUCUUCCCCAAGUACCGCGAAGUCUACCUCAAGGAGGCAUGGCCUCUCGUCACAAAGGCCCUCGAGAAGACGGGCAUCGCCUGCUCUCUUGACCUUAUUGAAGGUUCCAUGACCGUCAAGACGACAAGAAAAACAUAUGACCCCGCUGCAAUUCUCAAUGCCCGCGACCUCAUCAAGCUCCUCGCCCGAAGCGUUCCCGCGCCCCAGGCGCUCAAGAUCCUCGAAGACGGCGUCGCCUGCGACGUCAUCAAGAUCCGCAAUCUGGUGCGCAACAAGGAGCGCUACGUCAAGCGCCGCCAGCGCAUCCUCGGCCCUAACGGCUCAACCCUCAAGGCGCUCGAGCUGCUCACUCAGACCUACAUCCUUGUGCAAGGCAGCACCGUCUCCGUCAUGGGGCCCUUCAAGGGUCUCAAGGAGGUGCGCCGCGUCGUCGAAGACUGCAUGGCCAACAUUCACCCCAUCUACCACAUUAAGGAACUCAUGAUCAAGCGCGAGCUCGCAAAGGACCCGGAGCUCGCCAACGAAAGUUGGGACCGCUUCCUGCCCAAUUUCAAGAAGAAGACGCUCAGCAGCAGACGCGUGCCGCUUAAGGUCACCGACAAGACCAAAAAGGUCUACACCCCGUUCCCCCCCGCUCCCGAGAAGAGCAAGGUCGACAAGCAGAUCGAGACGGGCGAGUACUUUCUGGGCAAGGAGGCCAAGGCCAAAGCCGCCCAGGCCGAGCGCAUGGAGCAGCAGAAGCAGAAAAAGGUCGAGAGGUUGCGCGAGAGGGAAAAGGAGUACAUACCGCCCGAAGAGCUGGGCCACAAGAGGAAGAAGAGAAAGAAGAGCGAGGACGACGAGUGA
This is a messenger RNA of Colletotrichum higginsianum IMI 349063, 972 nucleotides long. RefSeq names its product KRR1 small subunit processome component. The record is from RefSeq and is a predicted model, not a curated record. The coding region runs from base 1 to 972 and encodes 323 amino acids. NCBI's taxonomy places the organism in Eukaryota, Fungi, Ascomycota, Sordariomycetes, Glomerellales, Glomerellaceae. Gene Ontology annotation, molecular function: RNA binding. Gene Ontology annotation, cellular component: small-subunit processome; nucleolus. The transcript is spliced from 2 exons.